AUGUGCCAACGACAUUCAUGCUGUGCAAUCUUAGCCCUAAUGUUCGUGGUGGUGGUAGCUCUCCUUCAAUGCGUCGCUGUUGUAACACCUUUCUGGGUGUACGUGUUUGACGGAUCAUAUCCAUGCUACUUUGGAAUGUGGCAGACAUGUUAUGAGGGAUCGACAGAUGGUCAUUAUAUCUGUACGGACGUAUUCCAGGACAGCAGAUAUAGCGAGACGUGGUUCUACCAGGUGCAGGCUUUGGCAGCUUCCGGACUUGUUGCUUCACUGAUAACAAUGACUUUAACUAUCCAUCAGCAUUGUGGUGACCGGAUCGACCGAUGUGUGACUGGUCUUCUCUCUGCGAUGAGUUACAUUACAUGCAUUAUCAUCAUAUUAAGUCUCGUCUUUUUCAUCCGAAACGUGAAUGGGAUCGGCACGGUCUCCGGACAGACAUUUAACUACGUGCCCUAUAUGUCCGCUUCAGUCUAUGCAUCAAGUGGAGCUGUGAUCUUCAGUAUGCUAGCAGGGUCUGUAUUCGUCAUUGUAGCUCAUAACACCAUCAAAGCAUCAGAAUGCGACAACACAGAGGACGGGAUACGACCAAACGAUACAUGGGAGGAAGGAAAUGAUGGACGGAUAUCAGAUAGGCGACCCCGGUCUAAUAAAAUAUACGAUAGUAAAUGCUAUUUUUAA
Molecule: messenger RNA, 675 nt
Organism: Ylistrum balloti
Lineage: Eukaryota; Metazoa; Mollusca; Bivalvia; Pectinida; Pectinidae
Exons: 3
Coding region: 1-675 (224 amino acids)
Source: RefSeq, a predicted model, not a curated record